This is a messenger RNA of Prunus armeniaca (apricot), 576 nucleotides long. The record is from the annotation of a GenBank genome assembly. NCBI's taxonomy places the organism in Eukaryota, Viridiplantae, Streptophyta, Magnoliopsida, Rosales, Rosaceae.
AUGGUGGUUACCAGUUCUAAUCCCCACAACAAGGAGAUUGUUGUCAGGAAGAGGAUUGCGAGCAUAUUCAAUAAACGGGAAGAGGAUUUUCCGUCCUUGAAAGAAUACAAUGAUUACUUGGAGGAAGUGGAGGACAUGACAUUUAACUUGAUCGAUGGAAUAGAUGUCCCUGCUAUUGAAGCAAAAAUUGCAAAGUAUCAGGAAGAAAAUGCUGAACAAAUAAUGAUUAAUAGAGCCCGUAAGGCUGAAGAGCUUGCUGCAGCUCUAGCAGCAAGCAAGGGACAUCCUGCACAGAAUGAUACUGAUGCGGCUCUGAGCCAAGGCUCUCAAGCAGGAUUUGGUACUGGUACACAGGGGCAGUAUGCCCCUACAGUUGCAGGACAACCACGACCAACUGGCAUGGGUCCACAACCACUACCACUUGGAGGGGGGCAUGAUAUGCAUGGAUAUGCUGUUGACGAUGAAGAAAUGAUAAAGCUCCGAGCAGAGAGAGGUGGUAGAGCAGGAGGGUGGAGUGUAGAGAUAAGCAGGAAGAGGGCACUCGAAGAAGCCUUCAGUAGCAUUUGGGUUUCGUAG